CACACCGCGCCACAAAGACUUUGACGACCUGGAGAGGAAGUACUGGAAGAACCUGACCUUCAUGUCCCCCAUUUAUGGGGCUGACGUCAGCGGCUCCAUCUAUGACGAGGACAUCCAUGAGUGGAACAUCGGGCACCUGAACACGCUGCUGGACAUGGUGGAGCAGGAGUGUGGCAUCGUGAUCGAGGGCGUCAACACGCCGUACCUGUACUUCGGCAUGUGGAAGACGACCUUCGCCUGGCACACCGAGGACAUGGACCUGUACAGCAUCAACUACCUGCACUUCGGACAGUCCAAGUCCUGGUACGCCAUCCCACCUGAGCACGGCAAGAGGCUGGAGCGGCUGGCCAAAGGCUUCUUCCCCGGGAGCUCCCAAGGCUGUGACGCCUUCCUUCGCCACAAGAUGACGCUGUUGUCUCCCUCCAUCCUGAAGAAAUACGGCAUUCCCUUUGACCGGAUCACCCAGAAUGAAGGAGAGUUCAUGGUCACCUUUCCCUACGGAUACCACGCCGGCUUCAACCACGGCUUCAACUGUGCCGAGUCCACCAACUUCGCCACGCUGCGCUGGGUCGACUACGGCAAGAUGGCCACGCAGUGCUCCUGCCGUAAAGACAUGGUGAAGAUCUCCAUGGACGUGUUUGUGCGCUGCCUGCAGCCGAGCCGCUACGAGCUGUGGAAGCAGGGCAAAGACACCACGGUGCUGGACCACCUGAAGGCCACCGGGCUCAGCUGCCCCGAGCUGGAGAGCUGGAGGGAGCACCGGGUCCACCACAGGGCCAACGUCCUGAGAAGGGCCCUGCAGAAGAUGAAGCAGGUGCGCCGCCUGAAGCUGGAGGAGGUGAAGGUGUUGGCCCAGGAGGGCAUCGAGCUGAACGCUGCCGAGUACCAGCGGCAGGUGGAGGAGCGCGAGGCCCAGCGGAGGCAGGAGCGCGAGGAGCGCCUGGCCAAGGAGGCCAUGCUGACCCUGGAGGCCAUGGAGCGCGAGGAGCAGCAGGCGGCGGCGCGAGGAGCCGAGCACCCCGAGCUCCAGGGUCUGGAGGCCAAACUUCAGAGCCUGACGGAGGACACGGCGAAGAAGAAGCCCAAGAGAUCCAAGAAGAUGUUGAGCAUCCACAGCGCCAUCACCGGGUUCGAGGAGGCCUUCGAACAGUUUGCUACUGCCAGCGCCAAGAACAUGGUCGUCGAUCAGGAGGCGGAGCUUCCCCUGCAGGGCGACCUCCUGGACGCGAACUUCUCGGAGGUGAAGACGGAGGUGAAGAAGAGUCGCCGCCACCCCCUCAGCAAGCCGCCCAUGCGCUCCCCUCUGUCCAUCCUCAAGCAAGACCCGGCCAGCGACAAAGAGCUGCCCUCCCCCACGUUGCUGGACAGUGACCUGAAGAAGCAGGAGCACCUGUGGCAGAACCACUCAUCCAACUUCCUGGCAGAGAAGGCCUUCAAUGCUGCAGUGGCAGCGCUACAGCCCCACUGCGCCAUCUGCUCCCUCUUCUGCCCCUACCCUCAGCCACACAAAGACGUGUUGGUAGCUAAUGCCCCCCAGCAUCCUGCCCCCCCCGGGCUGACCCGGCCCCUGGUCCCUGAGAUGUGCUUCAGCGUUGGAGCCAGCACCACCGAGCCGCCGCCCACCAACUACCACAUGGGGGAGGAUGGCACCAGCCCCCUGCUGUGCUGCUCCUCCUGCCACGUGCAGGUCCACGCCCGCUGCUACGGCGUGAAGCCCAGCUCCCUGAGCGACUCCUGGACCUGCUCCAGGUGUGCAGCAGCAGCCUGGACCGUGGAGUGUUGUCUCUGUAACCUGCGAGGAGGAGCUCUGAAGACCACCACAGACCACCGGUGGGUCCAUGUGAUCUGUGCCAUCGCUGUAGCUGAAGCUCGCUUCGUGAACGCCGUGGAGAGAGAGCCGGUGGACGUCAGCGGCGUGCCGGAGACACGCAAGAGCCUGAAGUGCGUCUUCUGCUACGGAAAGACGGCCAACCGUAACCGCGGCGCCUGCAUCCAGUGCUCCCACGAGAACUGUGCCACCUCCUUCCACGUCACCUGCGCCCAGAUCGCCGGAGUCGUCAUGACGCCGGCCGACUGGCCCUACGUGGUGUCGGUCAGCUGCCACAAGCACAAGAGAGGCGCCUCCAAGUCUCGGGCCUCGGCUAAAGGCCCUCCCAGCCUGACCCUGGGUCAGCGGGUCAUCGGGCGCAACAGUGACGGCUGGUACUACCACUGCACCGUCAUCGGCAUGGCGACGCAGACCUUCUACGAGGUCAACUUCGACGACGGCUCGUAUUGUGACAACGUGCACCCAGAAAACAUCUUGAGUCACGACUGCUUGCGGACCGGACCUCCGGAGGGGGGCGAGCUCAUCAUGGUCGGCACGCCGGAGGGCGAGGCGGUCCACGCCUCCUUCGUCAGGGAGCACAACCACAAGUCCUACCAGGUUGAGUUCCAGGACCAGAGCCAGCUGAUCCUGAAGCACUCUGAGAUCCACCAGCUGGAGCACGAGCUGCCCAAGAGGGUCCGAGCCCGAACCCCCACCGGGACCCCACGGGACCUCCAGCUGGACCUCUACGGGGACCUCCAGCUGGACCUCUACGGGGACCUCCAGCUGGACCUCUACGGGGACCUCUACCGGGACCUCUACGGGGACCUCCAGCUGGACCUCUACCGGGACCUCUACGGGGACCUCUACCGGGACCUCUACGGGGACCUCCAGCUGGACCUCACGGGACCUCACUGGGACCUCUACGGGGACCUCCAGCUGGACCUCUACCGGGACCUCUACGGGGAUCUCUACCGGGACCUCUACCGGGACCUCUACGGGGACCUCCAGCUGGACCUCCAUGCUGAUGCGGAGCAGCUGUGA
Pseudoliparis swirei is the source of this 2851-nucleotide messenger RNA. RefSeq names its product lysine (K)-specific demethylase 4B (gene kdm4b). The record is from RefSeq and is a predicted model, not a curated record. Gene Ontology annotation, molecular function: histone H3K9 demethylase activity. Gene Ontology annotation, cellular component: nucleus. Gene Ontology annotation, biological process: chromatin remodeling. The coding region runs from base 62 to 2851 and encodes 929 amino acids. The transcript has 19 exons. NCBI's taxonomy places the organism in Eukaryota, Metazoa, Chordata, Actinopteri, Perciformes, Liparidae.